Bolinopsis microptera is the source of this 2476-nucleotide messenger RNA. Its product is annotated as proton-coupled folate transporter-like. NCBI's taxonomy places the organism in Eukaryota, Metazoa, Ctenophora, Tentaculata, Lobata, Bolinopsidae. Gene Ontology annotation, cellular component: membrane. Gene Ontology annotation, biological process: transmembrane transport. The record is from RefSeq and is a predicted model, not a curated record. Bases 295 to 1959 code for a protein of 554 amino acids. The transcript is spliced from 12 exons. Gene Ontology annotation, molecular function: transmembrane transporter activity.
ACUUAGGUUUCGAACAAGAGAGAAUCGAACACCUGCUCACCUUAGCACCGUGACAAAUCAGCGGUGGGACGGUGAUUCCGAUCACCGAUGUGACAUAGAAAGAACACGCGGUCCACAACAUCAAUAUGUAUCGAUAAGACUCAACAAUUAGCCAGUUACAAUCAGGAGGUCCACUAACACCAAGUGAUUUAACCUCACCCAACCUCACGGCUCACUUUACCUCACUUAACCCUAACUUAACCUCACUUUGCACUAUCACAAACCACUGGAGGUUACCGGGAAAGGAGGACUAAAAUGGCAUUUAAAGUGACAGUGGAGCCCAUCAUAUUCCUGUUCAUGUUCACAGUUUACCUGUGGUAUCCUCUUUACACGGAGUUGAUAUUCGAGAACCUUAUGGGAUCAAAGAACACAGCGUGCAAGGAGAACGACACGGAAUGCGCGGAAAAGAAGAAGGCCGCUCUGGAGGAGUCCUCUAGGUUAAAUCUCUAUAUCACAGCUUCCCGUCACGUGCCUGCUUUCUUUGUAGCUCUUGUACUAGGGUCCUUUACUGACAGGUACGGUAGAAGGCCAGCUCUGAUACUUUCCUGUAUUGGUAAUACUAUCUGGACGACAUUCCUUCUUCUUCAAGUUUACUUCAGAUUCUCAGUGUAUUACUUCCUUAUCGGAGGUUUCCUAGAUGGAAUGUGUGGAGGUAUCAGCACAUUCCUCUUUGCCUCAUUCGCUUACGCUGCUGACACCUCGAGUGAGGAGACGAGGACCAAGAGGAUCUCCCUGACUGAGAGUAUGGUCUUUCUGGGAGGUUUUCUCGCGUCUGUUACAGGAGGCCUGUGGUCGGACGAGAGAGGGUUUGCAGCACCACUCUUUGCAGUUCAACUCUGUAACGUCCUCAUCAUCGUCUACAUCGUUCUCAAACUAGCCGAACCUAGGAAGGUAUCAAAAGUGCGAUCUUAUAAGUUCAUCGAGCAUUUUAAACGGACGUGCAACCUUUUGGUAGCGCCGAGAGGAGAUCGCAAGUCCUUGUGGUUAGCGCUGCUUAUCUUCUCAAUACUGAUAGCUGUUCUAGCAGGCACCAACAACAUCUUCAUCCUCUUUCUCCUCGACAAACCAUUUGAGUGGUCUAAUACGAGUAUAGGAUACUUCCUUGCGUUCAACACGCUACUAAACGGAAACAUAACUCUACUGGCACUCCCCAAAUUCAACAGACAAGCGGGGGACUACUGGACAGCACUGGUUGGAAUAAUAGCCGCGUGUAUCAGCUCUAUCAUCGUGGGCGUUUCCACUGUUGACUGGAUGCUCUUCUUUGGUUCCACAGUUGGAGCAGUGGGCAGCAUGGCUAUCCCCACACUACGAUCAGAGAUGAGCAAGAUGGUAUCCGCUAACAACCAGGGUUCCCUCUUCUCAGUAAUGUCCGCUUCAGAGGUGCUUGUGGCGCUUAUCAGCAGUUCUGCCAUCAGCAAGAUCUACGAAGCAACUCACUCCUACUACCAUGGCUUUUGUUUCCUUAUUGAAGGAGGUCUUGCUUUCAUCGCUAUUGGUCUACUCAUCGGGCACAAGCUGAUAAAAGCAAGAAAGAAGGAGGACAAAAGAGAGUUGAUAGACCCAGAAGAAGAGGAAUCAGCUCCGCCGGUGUUCGUAAUGUCAGAUCUGGAGGACGAUGACGAGAUACUAGACGAUAUCAAGAUUAAAACCCAGCUCACACUCCGGUCAUCUGAUCCUGUACCCCUACCCCGGACACCUGAUCCCCUGCUCAGAUCAUCUGAUUACCUUUCACCCUCAGAUGGUCCCUCCACUUCUACUGACAGAACUCGUCAGACAACCGGAGCUGACAUCGCGCUGGACAACUCCUUCGAGACGAUUGAUCUGAACAUGGAUACUCAGAUCAUGGCACCUGGUAGCUCGUCUUGUGGUCACGUGACAUGCACAUCACACACUCAGGAACCUUGCAUCACCAACUUGUGAAAUUGCUGGUUGAAUGUAGAACUGGGACUGCAAAGACUUGUAUACUUGCAGUGAUAGGCCAGAGUGGCGUGAAGAAUCUUAUUUCAUUAAUAAAUUAUUGUAAAGCAAUUGUGGGAAAUGAUAUUAAAUUUGCGUAGGUUAUUAGGUGUGGGGUCAGAUAAUGAGGUACAUCUGCACUGAUAACAGUGGAUAAUUGUAACCAAUUACGAACACAGCAAUUUACAAUAUUCAGAACCCAUUUUGACUCGAAAAUCUAUGUCUAAAUGUAUGUAUGAAUUUAUGAACAAUGAAGUACUACCACUUUUGUACCAUGAAAAUGUACGGUCAUUAUGCAUAUCUAAAGGAAGAGUGCAAUUUUUCAAAUAAAAUUGUGUUUCUUUUAUUACUAUUUUCACGAUCAGUGGACAUUUACUUACGAUUAUUUCGUUAAUUUAAUCGAUUAUUUUAAUGUUAUUUAUUUGAUCUUAUUCAUUAAUUGAUUCAAUUGUUUCCGUUACAAAAUUGAGUGUCGUAGGAA